AUGUCAGCCCCGCCGCCCCAGUCUCCGCGCCCGAACCGCUUCUCCUCCAUGUUUGGAGGGGACAAACGUGUUCCCUCUCCCGCCCCCUCGGUAUCCCCUACCCCGCGCGGCGGACCGCCUGUCGUACUAGGCAUCUGCGCGAUGGACGUCAAGGCUCGUUCGAAAGCCAUGCGGGAGAUCAUCACUCGAUUGGUAGAUAUUGAGAAGGGCGGAGUAGAAGUCAAGAUCUUCGGAGACGUAGUCAUCCUCGAGGAGGACAUCACACACUGGCCGCCUGUUGACGUCCUCAUUUCUUUCUUCUCUACCGACUUCCCGUUGCCCAAAGCGCUCGCAUAUACUCAGAUCCCCAAUCGGCCCCCACCUAUCUCGAUCAACUCCCUCGCCAUGCAGUCUCUACUAUGGGACCGUCGGCUCGUCCUUGCUAUUCUGGACCAUAUCGGCGUACCCACACCCAAGCGCGCCGAAGUCUCCCGAGAUGGCGGACCCUUCAUCCCCCGUUCGCUCCGCAAGCGGGUGCGGAAAGAUUUAGGACUGGUCCUUCCUGGCCCGAAAGCGCGGGACGAGGACAACUGGGGAGAAGUGACCAUUCCAGAGAGGUGGAAGGGGAAGAUGCUAAAGGAGGAGGUACCAAGAGGGCGGGAGGUGAUUCUGAGAGAAGAUGGAGAUGCGAUCAUUAUCAAUGGAGUUGUGGUGGAGAAGCCGUUCGUUGAGAAGCCGGUGGAUGGGGAGGAUCAUAAUGUGCAUAUCUAUUAUAAAGGGGGCGGAGGCCGCAGGCUGUUCCGAAAAGUUGGUAACAAGUCGAGCGACUAUGAUCCGGACAUGUAUCACCCCAGAACUGUCGGAUCGUUCAUCUACGAAGAAUUCAUCAAUGUCGAUAAUGCGGAGGAUAUCAAGGUAUACACUAUCGGCCCCAACUUUCAACACGCCGAAACUCGCAAAUCGCCCGUCGUCGACGGUCUCGUGCGCCGAAACGCAGACGGCAAGGAGACGCGGUUCAUUACCAAGCUAUCGACGGCGGAGGAUCAGUACGCCACGGAUGUGGUUGAUGCGUUUGGGCAGAGGGUGUGCGGAUUUGAUCUGUUGAGGUGUGAGGGCGGAUCGAGGAGUAUGGUCAUUGAUGUGAAUGGGUGGAGCUUUGUCAAGGGGAAUCAGGCGUACUAUGACAAAGCGGCCGAGAUCCUCUCGAACGUCUGCCAAAAGGCGAGAGAGCAACGUGCUGCUUGGUAUGCUAGUCCACAAGCUGGAAUCUCGCCCGCAGAUACCGCUGUACCCACGUCAACCACCAGCACCCUCCGCGCCACAGUCACUGUCCUACGCCACGCCGAUCGUACACCAAAGAUGAAGCUCAAAUUCUCUUUCCCAGCACAUGAACCCUGGUCUCUCCCCUUCCUCCGCCUGCUCCGGGGCCACCGAGAAGAGAUCAUCCUCCGCGAUCCGCGCCAAUUGCAGUUCAUCCUCUCCGCCGCGGAAGCUUCGGGGCGUACCGAAGGCAUCAGUGCCGAGAUGCUCGCCAAGCUGGAACAGCUGAAGGAGGCUUUGAGCAAGAAGAUGGGGCUGGCGGGUACCAAGGCGCAGCUCAAGCCUUCGUUCGGGAAGAAGGACAAAGAUAAGGGCGAAAAGGAAAAGGACAAGGGGGAAAAGAAGGAUAAGAAGGAUAGAGUGAAGGAGGGGAAGGCAGGGAAGGAGGGGAAAGAGAAGAAAGAGGCUGGAGGCGGAGGGGGAUCGGAUGAUGAGGACGCCAUGACGGAGACUGAGCGCGCUGCGAAGGUCACGGCGUGGCUGGAGGGGACACCGAGUGGUCGUCAGACGCCAGCGGCGGAGGACGGGGCGGGGAAGACAGCGUCGGCGGAUGCGGAAGGAGGGGAGCAGUGGAUGAUCCCUGAGGGGCUGGAGAAGCUGCAAUUGGUGCUGAAGUGGGGUGGGGAGAGCACACACUCGGCGAGGUAUCAAGCGAGGGAUCUGGGUGAUGCGUUCAAGAAGGAUAUCAUGAUCAUGAACAAGGAUGUGCUAAACAACGUCAAGGUCUACACCUCGUCCGAACGACGUGUCAUUAACACCGCGCAAGUUUUCGCCCACGCCCUCCUCGGCGUCGAAGCCGCCCAGCCCACCUCCGCAUCCACCCCCGGCGGUGCUCCCGGCGCCGCAGCCGGCUCUUCCGCCGGGCGCACUCCCGAGCCCUGUCCGCUCAUCUCGCACCUCAUCGUCCGGCGCGAUCUCCUGGACGACAAUAACGCCGGGAAAGAAAAGAUGGCCGAAGCGAAAAAGAUGCUGAAAAUCCUGCUGCGUACCGGUGAGACGGAGAAACGGCCCGACCUAGCGUGGGAGCGAGGAUUCAAAAAGGAGCCGGUGGAAGUGGUCGCCGAGGUGAUUGCGCAAUUGACCGAGUUGCGGGCGAUUAUGCGCAAGAAUUAUGAGAAUGGGAAUGUCGAGAAGAUUCCGCAGCAGCGGUGGUGUUGUGGGGAUACGCCUUGGUUGUUCAAGGAACGGUGGGAGAAGAUCUUUGAGGAUUGGGUGGGGGUCAAGCAGGAGAAGUUUGAUCCGUCCAGGGUAUCAGAGUUGUAUGAUAGCAUCAAAUACGACUCGCUUCAUAACCGGACCUUCUUGUUUGCCAUCUUCGACCCCACCGGCCGAGGUCCGGCCGCUCCAUCUCCCAACAAAGCACCUGCCGCUGCACCUACGCCCGGUCAACCCCCCGCUGAACCCCAGGACCGACGCCUGCAUGAUCUCUACGCGCGCGCCAAGGCUCUGUUUGACCUGGUUUCGCCGCAGGAAUACGGGUUCGACCAGGAGGCGAAAGAGGAAAUUGGGAUAUUGACCAGUCUGCCUUUGCUCAGGAAGGCGUGGGAGGAUCUGGAGGAGGCCAAGACGAGCGGCAAAAGCUUGGCUUGUUUCUACUUUACGAAAGAAUCCCAUAUCAUGACCCUCUUCAAUCUCCUCCUCCUCGCUGGCGUCCCCCUCUCCAGCUCGGCCAAGUCUAUCCCGGAACUCGACUACUGCUCGCACUGCACCAUCGAGCUCUGGGAGAAGAGCUCCGGGCAGGGCAAAAAGGACUUUAGUCUCAGAUUGAGCGUAUCGGAAGGCGCGCACAGUCCUGCCGUACUAGACAGUAAUGUCGACGCUCGACACAGUCUUACCGUCCAACCCCGGAAGAAGCUGUCCGGGCAUAUCGACUAUGAAGUCGCCCGUGCGGCAUUCUCCAAGCACUUUGGGAAAGGCGUGAGCUUCUCGACGACCCCGCUGGAAGGGGAUGAAGUGUAUCUCAAGAAGGCCAUUUAUGACGAGGCGGUCUUGCCCCUCAGUUUGCAGCAGCUGCAGAAAGGAGAAGAGACGCCGAGGGUGAUGAGUUCCGCAAGCUCAGAUUGUAGUGGGGCAGGAGGGCCGGGGUGGUAG
Molecule: messenger RNA, 3390 nt
Organism: Dioszegia hungarica
Lineage: Eukaryota; Fungi; Basidiomycota; Tremellomycetes; Tremellales; Bulleribasidiaceae
Product: putative actin cytoskeleton organization and biogenesis-related protein
Exons: 14
Coding region: 1-3390 (1129 amino acids)
Biological process (GO): inositol metabolic process; inositol phosphate biosynthetic process
Cellular component (GO): cytosol
Molecular function (GO): inositol hexakisphosphate kinase activity; 5-diphosphoinositol pentakisphosphate 1-kinase activity; diphosphoinositol pentakisphosphate kinase activity
Source: RefSeq, a predicted model, not a curated record